AUGGCCUGGGCUUCCUUCCUCUCUUGCUUCUCCUUCUGGGGAGAAGAAGAGGAGAGGUGCUCACCGUUGUUUGCUGCUGCUGUUUCUGCUACAAGAAGUUCACUGACACGGACAUUGACGUCGUUGUCGACGACGCUCCCUACUAGUGCUACCACCACAGUAUACGGGCUGCUUGUUGAGCGUAUAGGAACGACAAGGGGAGUGAUAGAGGUAGGAAUGGUUGUCGCAUUGUGUGGAGCGGUGCCGUUGGUGGUGGGAUGUUUACAGGCUCUUCGCAGAGGGGAGGUUAAUGAUAAUAAUAAGAGCAAUCGGGAUAUCAAGUCGAAGAGCGUCGGCGGCGGUGGUAGCGGUCUUACAGACAGCGAUGGACAGCAGGUCGUGCAUUCUUCGUCCUCGUCCUCAACAGCAGCAGAUGAUGCUGCAUACACAGACCCGGGGCUUCUCCGUAAAUUUUCGGAGGUGAUCCCCGUUACCACGGACAGUUAUAACUACCCAGGGGUUCGCAUCUUCUACCGCGAGCACCCCAAAGCUUCAGUACUUCCACCAAAGCUUCCUCUGCUUGUCUUUAUCCAUGGUCUUGGAGGACAGUUGUCGCAGUUCCGCUACCUUAUCGAGUACUUUGUUCACAUUUCACACACGCUCGCGAUCGAUCUCCCUGGCUGUGGCCCCGAUUCAGAGUUCGCGCCAAAGGAUUGGGAUGCAUACACGACUCCGUCCUUGGCAGCCGUGAUAGCCGGCGUAGUCAACGGAAAACUUGAGGAAGGGCAGCAGGUGAUCCUUAUCGGACACUCUAUGGGGUGUUCGCUGGCCGCGACUCUCGCAACGAAGGGGGGGCUGUUGGCGGAUAAAUGCGUCGGCCUCAUCGCAAUUUGCCCGAAAGCCACGGUUACGGGAAAAAGAAAGAAAGGCUAUGGCGACUGCGGUCUCGCUACCAGAGGUUCUCUUCAACGUCUUCAGGGCCUACGAUCGUCGCGGCGGAAUCUCGUCAAACUGCGGUUCAAUAAGCAGUCCAGGACCCCUGUUUGGAGGCGGAUGGUGAGCGGGUUCCAAUUGCCGACAGAGGAGGACUGGUCGUUGAUUAAAUGUCCGAUCUAUCUGCUUGGAGCUGCCGAAGAUCAGGUCACCACCACCAAAGAGGUCGAUCUUAUCCACUCCUGGUUCAGUCCUGCAAAUAAGAAGGUCACUCUCCCUGAUUCCGGUUCAGGCAACAGCAGCUCUUCCGGGGAGUGCAAGGCGGUGGUAAAGAAAUGCAUCAUCCCUGGUGCUGGUCACGGCGUCAUGUACGAAACGCCGCAUGUCUUGAACGGUCUCAUUGGUGAAUUCAUAUCCAAGCAUAUCAACGAGAUACUUUCCAUGGGGUGGCAGUUAUCCUACCUCAAGGAAGACAAAUGGCUCUUGAAGAACUUAGAAAAAUGGACUAAGACCCAGAGCGUAAGCCCAAGGAUAGUUGGGUUCACCGCGGACGCACCACGGGGCAAACUUGUCCAGAGUCCCUUCCGGGCAAUGAAAACGCUCAGACAGAACGACUCGAGUGGGCACAAUCCAGUGGAUUUCUCCGCCAAAUGGCCGGAUGUGAGAGAUGUCAUUGAUAUCUCUCACGAACAGCCUCCAUAUGACCCAGAGACUCUCGGGAGUGGUGUCAGGUAUCACAAAUUCCCGACUGUGUCCAAGAUGCCACCAACCCCGGACGAAGUUACCGCGUUCAUCAAGCUUGUCGAUUCGAUCCGCGAGUCAAGGGGCUACGAUGAUAAUUCCAUCAUCGCAUGCCACUGCCAUUACGGGUUUAACAGGACGGGUUUCUUCGUGUGUUCUUAUUUGAUCCAGCGUUUGAACUUUACGGUGCCAAAAGCACUUCAGGCAUUCCAGGAGGCACGACCCCCCGGGAUCAAGCACCCGCACUUCAUUAAUGAGCUCUUUGAAAGGCACUGCUUGGGAUUGGAGAGAGCUCCGACCUAUUAG
This is a messenger RNA of Morchella importuna, 1959 nucleotides long. RefSeq lists its product as uncharacterized. The record is from RefSeq and is a predicted model, not a curated record. The transcript has 6 exons. Gene Ontology annotation, molecular function: protein tyrosine/serine/threonine phosphatase activity. The coding region runs from base 1 to 1959 and encodes 652 amino acids. Gene Ontology annotation, biological process: dephosphorylation. Lineage: Eukaryota; Fungi; Ascomycota; Pezizomycetes; Pezizales; Morchellaceae.